GCGGCGGGGCAGGGCCGGGCCCGCGCAUCCCCUCAGAGCCGCCGCCAUGGACAGCAGCGGCAAGGAGCGCGAGGCCGUUCAGCUCAUGGCCGAGGCCGAGAAGCGGGUCAAGUCCUCGCACUCCUUCCUCAGGGGGCUCUUCGGAGGAAAUUCAAAGGUAGAAGAAGCCUGUGAAAUGUACACCAGGGCUGCAAACUUGUUCAAGAUCGCCAAAAACUGGAAUGCUGCAGGAAAUGCAUUUUGUCAGGCAGCCAAGCUCCAUAUGCAACUACAGAGUAAACAUGAUGCAGCCAUUGGUUUUGUGGAUGCUGGGAAUGCUUACAAAAAGGCAGAUCCACAAGAGGCUAUGAACUGCUUAAAUGCAGCCAUCGAUAUUUACACAGACCUGGGCCGAUUUACAAUUGCAGCCAAGCAUCACAUCACCAUUGCAGAGAUUUAUGAGACCGAGCUGGUAGAUAUUGAAAAGGCAAUUGCACAUUAUGAACAAGCUGCAGAUUACUACAAAGGAGAAGAAUCCAACAGUUCAGCUAACAGGUGUCUGCUGAAGGUGGCUGCAUAUGCUGCUCAAUUAGAGCAGUACCAGAAGGCAAUUGAAAUCUACGAGCAGGUUGGAACAAAUACCAUGGAUAAUCCUUUGCUCAAGUACAGUGCAAAAGAGUAUUUCUUUAAAGCUGCUCUCUGCCACUUCAUUGUGGAUGAGCUGAAUGCUAAGCUUGCUCUUGAGAAGUAUGAAGAAAUGUUCCCAGCAUUCACAGAUUCGCGAGAGUGCAAGCUAGUGAAAAAACUGCUGGAAGCCCAUGAGGACCAAAACUGUGAAGCAUACACUGAGGCAGUUAAGGAAUUUGAUUCCAUAUCUCGCUUGGAUCAGUGGCUUACGACUAUGUUGCUUCGCAUCAAAAAAUCACUUCAAGGAGAUGGUGACGGAGACCUAAAGUGAAUUAUUUGUGGUAUAUGUGGCAUGUUGCCUAACUCCUAAAUAAUCUGUUUUUGUGUAAUGGCCAUGGACCAUUAUGGGAUACUUGACACUACACCUAGCUUAAUUUUGUUGCUUAUGAACCAAAUGACCUGUAUUGUUAGUAUCCUGGUGUCUUUUUGAUGACAUGGAUGGAUAAGAAAUGAUACUCCUAGGUAUUGCUGACAGAUCUUCCAUAUGAGAGCAAUAGAGGGAUUCACAAGACUUUUGAGAUCAGUGAAAGAAAUGCUUGUGGCAAAAAUCUUUAUUUUUGGUAGCUGAUGAGCCAAAAGUCUUUCAUUUUUAACUUUUUUUUUUUUUUUUGCCGCCAUUUCUCUACUAGCUCAUCGUCUUCAACACUUUUGAUCCAUGCUUGUAAAUAUCUAUCCAUGACAUACAGUACACACAAUAUUUUCUGAUCUAAUGCUAAUGUAUUGCUAAAGUUCUGUGGUUUUUAAUGGACCUUAGUGAGACAUGUAGAUUUUUGUUUUUAAAAUGAUCAAGCUAUUUUAAUGAUGCUAGUGAAAUGCUUGUGAUUUUUAGAUACAGUGUGUGUGUAUAUACUAUACAGAUACGUGUGUGCAUGAAUAAAUACAUAAUGACCUGGGUCUAAAAACACUAAUCUUCAUAGGUGAGGGGUCUGCAUAUAAUAUUCAAUUACCUUCUCCCUAAACCAUUCAUUAAAUAGGACCUAGCUUAUCAUGUAUUUUCUAUUUAAGAACUAUAUAUGAAAUGUAAGUUUCUUCUAUUUUUUUUCUUGGAUAUAUUUUUCCACUUAUGUUAUUUUCUGGUGCAUAUCAUCUCUCCCGCCCUAAGAUGACUUUAACAGGUAAUAAUAUAUUUUUCUAACUUUUCAUUUACCUAAGUUCCUGCUAUUGUCUUUGCUGCAGGUUUUUUGUAUAUGUCAGAACACUAUUUCCUUCCCUUUGUGCUGUUGGCAAAGCUGUGUCAAUGGUAUGUAUGUCAAUAGUUAUUGAAUUGGGCUUUAUCUUAGCUAAGAUACCCUCCUUCAGCACUGUUGGACAACAGCUUGCCCAGACUUGUUUUAAAACUAUGUAGAAAUUAAAAAUGAUCUUGAAGAACGUGUGUGAAUCCCUGUGUGUGUGUGGCUCCUAGUUUCAAUGGAGAGACGUAGACAAGCUAUCUAUAUUCAAUAUAUGUAUGACAGUCAGAUAGGCUCAUGACCAUAUGCAGUUUCAGUGUUAUGGCUUAAUAUUUCCGUGCAGUUCCAAUAAGCUGUAGGAAUUAUUUCAUUCUUGUAUCACCAGUGCUGCAUACAUAAUGAAAGGCUACUAGCUUUAUUUUAUUUUGCAUAAAUGCUGCUAGUCAUUUGACCUUAUAAAUAUUGGAUACUCUAAAGUAGGAAAACACUAAUAUCCCAUAGUUGGUAUCUAUACUGCUAUCAUCUAUGGCCUAGGUUGGGCUUUGAUCUCUUUUGGAGGAAAGACCUGCCACAAAUCUGCAUGGACCGACCCACAUUCCAAACAGGGUACUAGCUGGCUUUCAUUUUUGUCAUCUUUAUGAAUCUGGUGGGUUUUUUUUUUGGUUUUGCGGCUAGCUUUCCUUAAUAAAAUGGGAUUGAAUGACUAUUGUCGGAUGUAUAGUAACCCUAGCAAGCCAGCACACUUCUAGCAUUUGUUUACAGAAAAUGUCAAAUGGGAGACCAAAUGAGAUAAUACAUUCCAGGAAAGAUGUUUUUGGACUCAUAUCAACAAUCAAUUUAAACUUUCUUCUACUUGAUUGUUUUCUAGACAUGUAUUUAGAAAUUAAACGAGGGAGGGCUUUGUGCGCUGUAGUGAGUGUGACUUCUCUUGUAACUGGAAUGAACACCACUAGUGAGUUGUUAUUGAAAUUGUAUAAAAUCGUUUUCCCCCUCCUCAAGAAUUUGAAAAUCUUAGGGAAAACGUGCUAGGUUUGUCCGAUGGAGAUGUGUGGCCAAAAGGGGACUGGGAAGAGCUGGCUCUGAUGAGCAACAGACUCAAAUAUGUUAGGAAAAGUUAAAAAGCUGCAACUUGUGUGAUUAACACUUGCUUACAGUGGCUGGUCACAUUAGAAAUGGCUGACUUGGGUCUCCCUCUAGGGAACCAUGCCUGAACAAAUCUGACUUUUCUUUAAACAGAUAUAUGCCAACAUAAUCCUAGAGUGUGGAUGCAGCCUACAGCUAUGUCUGUCACUGUAGGAAAACCAUGGCCCUGAGCACUAGUACGGAAGCUGAUAAAAGCAUUCUCCUGUUGAUCUAACUGCAUCGACAGGGGGGUUAGGUCACCAAAGCUGUUGCUCCAGGGGUGGAUUUGUCACACCUGAGUGCUGUAUCUGUGUUGACUCAGCUGUCUCUCUACAGAGACAAGGCAGAGAGGAAAAUAUAUGCAUGCUUACGUUUAGAAAAACAAAAGGCUACAGUAGUCCUAAAUAUUUGAAAAAGCACUUGUAUAAGAAGAAAUGAGAUGUCAAGCUUUGUUUAGUAGAGGGACAUUAGUUUUUUCAUGUUUCAUAACAUAGUUCUUGCUUACAUCUAAUCUUGCCAUAGUACCUAUAAUUUGAGAUCAGAUAAAACAGCUCAGCCAAGCUUAGUGAAAAUCCUACACAGGUAUCCUCACACAAUAGGCACAUUUUGUUAAUACAGAAAUUAUGGAAAAGUUUUUGUUUAAAAACACAACUUGGCACUGGUUACAUUUGUGGUUAAUUUAUUUUUCCAGGACCUAAACAGUAUUUUUGCACAAUUAUGAUAGUAUGCAUAAAUUGCUUAUGUACUAAUCUGUGAUCUGUUAUUAAUGCGCUCUAUAAUGUAAUAGUUUUGUCUAAAUGCAAACCUUGGUGAUUUUGUAGAGCAGCAUGUCGUCUGUAAUGUAAGCUGUGAUAUACCAGUUUUCAAAUCCUAGAGCAAAUCUGUCAGGCUGUUGUUUUUCCUCCCCCUGGGUCAAGAAUCUGUACUAUGAAAACUAAUAAUGAAAUGGCCUUAGCAGGAACAGAUUGUUUUGUGUGAAUCAAUAAAAUAAAAAUUAAGUAAUUGUGA
Messenger RNA from Malaclemys terrapin pileata, 3965 nucleotides. RefSeq names its product NSF attachment protein beta (gene NAPB). Gene Ontology annotation, cellular component: terminal bouton; vacuolar membrane; synaptobrevin 2-SNAP-25-syntaxin-1a complex. Gene Ontology annotation, biological process: SNARE complex disassembly; regulation of synaptic vesicle priming; intracellular protein transport. The transcript has 11 exons. Lineage: Eukaryota; Metazoa; Chordata; Testudines; Emydidae. Gene Ontology annotation, molecular function: syntaxin binding; soluble NSF attachment protein activity. The record is from RefSeq and is a predicted model, not a curated record. Bases 47 to 937 code for a protein of 296 amino acids.